GGUGAACAAUCAUACUAGUCAUGGCGGCCACUAAUAAUCUGUUGCGGUUCCUGACGGCCGAGGCAAAGCUACCUUUGGCCGCUGCCAUCGCACAAGCCACAGGACUUCAGAAGGCCAAUCUAGUCACCAUCGAGGAUCUUGCCAAGACUGAUUUUGAGACUCUCAAAGCAGCCUCCGCCAACGAUAAGGCUGCCAAAGCAACUCUGGCUGCUGCGAAACGUGUAUCCAUCAAACGAAAAAGAGGCCUUCCCGAAGAAUCUACUUCUUCAUCAUCCAAACGGCUAAGGGCUGACCCAACCGAGAUCAAAUCACCUGUCGAUGUCGAGGCAGCCUUGGCUCUCCCUUCCUCUGAUCUCAACGAAGAUGAAUUGGCAGGCAUCAUUCUGACCACAAACCGUGCUCCUUUACUAUUGACGUUUGCUGCUGUCUUGCUGAGAUACACAAUGCCUGAACAACCUCCUUCAAGCUGUCUGAGUCUUGCUCAAGCAGUCACAUCAAUGAAUGCUCAAGCAAAAGCUGCAAGCAUCGGCCUUGACAAAUCUGGAUCUGCGGAGAAAGAAGGUUGGGGUCAAGGUCAGCCGCUUGUCAAAGUCAUGACUAGAGACAUACGCGUUCUAAAGCGGUGGGGCUAUGAGUGGAAGACCGACACCAAGAACUCCGCACAUGUUAUCAAGACAGAGGAUCCGGAUCAAAAGCCACCUGCGGCAGAGUCUGAUCUUCCAGCAAACGUAACGUCAUCUGAGGAUUCACCAGCACUACUGGCCCUCGAUCUGGAACAACUGAAACGUCUCGAUGGCCCUCCCAUCGUCUCAGCAUCAGCAAGCACUACUGGCCUUCCCGUCUAUCAAGCCGACUCUGCACAUAACUAUAUCCUGAAAGCUUUUGAUUUGGUAUUCGAAGAUGAACCUGAAGCCAAAAAGAAGAGGAGACUGGCAUCUGAGAUUGCCGCCGAGCGUGAAGCCAAUUUGGGACAUCUUGUCAAGGUUUUGGAUUUGCUGUUCCAGUCGUGGUCUAUCCUUGAUCCUACUGAGCUGGAUAAAAGGGCCUGGAGCUGGUAUGUGAAAGUGAGGCCGCAAGUUGAAGGAGGUCGUGCUGGUUGGGGCGCGAAAGGUCAGGUCAAGCUCAAGGAAAUUUUGAAUUUGAGGCGGCCGAAGUAACCACGUUCAUGGUAUGAUUGCCAUGCUUCGAACCAACCAUCGCACUCAUGUCUGUUCUGGCCGACUUGUCACCCACCUACAAACGAAAAACUCAAACACUACGUCCAGUGGCGUCUGGACGAAGUGUUUCUCGAACACAACGUUAUCUUGGAAGAAUCGCAUGGCCAGAAAUUCUAUUGUAUUC
Aureobasidium pullulans EXF-150 is the source of this 1341-nucleotide messenger RNA. RefSeq lists its product as uncharacterized. The transcript has 2 exons. The record is from RefSeq and is a predicted model, not a curated record. The coding region runs from base 21 to 1157 and encodes 378 amino acids. NCBI's taxonomy places the organism in Eukaryota, Fungi, Ascomycota, Dothideomycetes, Dothideales, Saccotheciaceae.